AUGGCUGGUAUCUCCUGUGCGCCCUAUCGCCAGCUGUGCAUCGAGCACGGCGCCUCUCUGUCCACGAGCGAAAUGGUCAUCGCUUCGGCGCUACUGUUGCGCAACCGUCGCACCCUCAAGCUAGCAUCCUAUGCACCCGACGAGAGUUUACGGUCCGUACAGUUGUACGGUGUACGACCGGAUCAAGUGGAACAGGCUGUACGGAUGUUGGUUUCGGAGCGGAAUGUGCAUCACGUGGACCUCAACUUCGGCUGCCCCGUGCGCAAAAUCACGGCGCGUGGGGGCGGCUCAGCACUGCCGUUGCGCCCUAUGCUGUUUGCAAGGCUGGUGGCUGCGGCGGUGCGGGGCGCAGGCGGGCAGGUUCCGGUGACCGUGAAGCUUCGAGUGGGGCUCACUUCGGAGCUACCCACCCACCUGCAGGCAAGUGUUGGUUGGUGCGGGGACAUGGUUGACGCUGGGCGCAUAGCGGAGGCGGAGGGCGCGGCGGCGCUCACCCUCCACGCGCGCACGGCAGACCAACUGUACAGCGCUCCAGUGAUGUGGCAUGCGAUACGUGAUCUAGUGAAAACCGUUCAGAUUCCCGUGAUUGGAAACGGUGAUGUGUACGAGGCAUCCGAUGCCGUACAGCUCAUGGAACAAACUGGCUGCGCAGGAGUAAUGGUGGGUCGAGCAGCGUUAGGGCGACCGUGGGUGUUUCGGGAGGUGGCGGAGGCGCUGCACGACAACAAGGAUGAUCAUGAUGACGCCUCCAUCACCACUCCGGCGGCGGCGGGGGCGGCGGGGGCGGUGCUGGCACCGCCGGUGCUGGGCAAGGUGGUGGCGACAGCGUUGCGUCACGUAGAAGCUGAAGUGGAAUGGUACCGGGAUUACGAUCCAGAGGAAAGGGACUCUAUUCUUCGUUUCCGUAAGUUCAUUUCGCUGUACUUGUACGGCUUCAAAUCCGCCACGCAACUCAAGGCACGGCUCAUGGUAGCGGAUAGCCUGGAGCAGUGGCGGGCGGCAGCGAACGACAUUGACAUGUACGACCAGAGCGAGCCGUACCCGGCCUCCGCAGCACGCCACCCACGGCUGAAGGGUGGCGGCGCGCCUGUACGGCAGCGCAUGGGGCUACCCAACGGCUGGCUGGACGAGCACCGAGGCGGCGGCGGCGCCGCGGAGGCUUGCCUUACGGACGAAGCAUGCGAGGGCUAACGGCGACGCGCCUAAUGUACGGCUCUCCCCCUAUGAUUUAGCAAACCCGGUAUCCAAAAGUGUGACACAUUGUGUCCACCACCAAUGGGCCGAUGGGACGCUGAUGUUCGUCUUGGAGCUUACCCCAGCUGAUAACCCGGGCUCUCGAAACGUGCAGACACCCCCCAAGCCCAAGACCAGCAGGCCAGCUGUUCAAGGCGCUUUCACGCCAUUCAAGGGCCAAGACCAGAACAUCCUCGUCUCUGUGCAUUUUGGAUGGCGGAGGAGGUGGUUUUCGUCCUGGGCACGUGACCAUGAAAGACAACAGAAAUGUGUUUACGUGUGUGGCUCAAUGAGCUGAACCGCGAGGAGGAAGUGGUGAAGAUGAAGGAGUACACAGGGGCAAUUUUACCGGAGCAAGUAGUCCCAUGUGUGUUCGUAUGGGAAUGUGUGAGGGGGUUUUCGACACGUGUCCGACAAGUUGAAGUCAUUGCGG
Messenger RNA from Volvox carteri f. nagariensis, 1666 nucleotides. RefSeq lists its product as uncharacterized. The record is from RefSeq and is a predicted model, not a curated record. The transcript is spliced from 6 exons. Lineage: Eukaryota; Viridiplantae; Chlorophyta; Chlorophyceae; Chlamydomonadales; Volvocaceae. Gene Ontology annotation, molecular function: tRNA dihydrouridine synthase activity; flavin adenine dinucleotide binding; RNA binding. The coding region runs from base 1 to 1191 and encodes 396 amino acids. Gene Ontology annotation, biological process: tRNA processing.